AAAAAAAAAGAAAAAAAAGAAAAAAAGAAAAAAUCUCGAGAUCUCUCUCUCAAAUGGCGGCGACGAUGAGCAGAGACCAAUACGUCUACAUGGCGAAACUCUCCGAACAAGCCGAGCGUUACGAAGAGAUGGUCCAAUUCAUGGAACACCUCGUAACCUCCUCAACCCCGUCCACCGAGCUCACCGUGGAAGAGCGCAACCUCCUCUCCGUGGCGUACAAGAACGUGAUCGGAUCCCUCCGCGCGGCGUGGAGGAUCGUCUCCUCGAUCGAGCAGAAGGAGGAGAGCCGGAAGAACGAGGAGCACGUGGCGCUCGUGAAGGAUUACAGAUCUAAGGUGGAGGGAGAGCUCUCGGCGAUCUGCGAAGGGAUCCUGAAGAUUUUGGAUUCGAAUCUGAUUCCUUCGGCGGGUGGGAGCGAGUCGAAGGUGUUUUAUUUGAAGAUGAAAGGGGAUUAUCAUAGGUAUAUGGCGGAGUUUAAGGCGGGGGAGGAGAGGAAGACGGCGGCGGAGGAUACUAUGGUUGCGUAUAAGGCGGCGCAGGAUGUUGCGGUUGCGGAUCUGGCGCCUACGCAUCCGAUAAGGUUGGGAUUGGCGCUUAAUUUCUCGGUGUUUUAUUAUGAGAUUCUCAAUUCUUCGGAGAAAGCUUGUAGCAUGGCUAAACAGGCUUUUGAGGAAGCCAUUGCUGAGCUGGACACGUUGGGAGAGGAGUCAUACAAAGACAGUACUCUCAUCAUGCAGUUGCUAAGGGACAAUUUAACCCUCUGGACCUCCGAUAUGCAGGAGCAGAUGGAUGAGGCCUGAAGAUCUUGUGGAAGAACAGACGGUUAUGUAAUGUCCCUGUAAACCAUGACCGAUAAUCUAGUUCAAACUCGAGAACCCUCCUUUGCUGUAAAACUUGUCGAAAAAAUGGUUUGUUUAUGACAGUUAUGUGCACAGCUUUGGUGUUAUCUGCUUCUUUGUUCCAACUGCGUUUUUUCUUUUUAAAAUUAUUAUCACCUUUUCCUUUUUCCCCCCUCAAAUUUUACAUUACUGCAAACCUAUGCAGUGUCACAAAUUUAGCUGAGAGCUUUCGUAUGAAACUCUCUAAAAAACAUGAAUUCACUUGGGAGUGGUCAGUGUUUCACGGUUUGGUAUUUUUCUAAUAAUUUUAUCGGUUUUAUAUAAACUAAAGCGUUAAAAAAAAUUUGUAAUUUUGUUGAUUUCGAUUUUGUUAGUUAAACUUCGCUUUGGUUUGGUUCGGUUCAGAUACAUAAAAAGUCGGUUUCGCUACUGGAUCUUGUUCAGUCCUACAAAUAAUUUGGUUUGGUUUUGGUUCAAGCAUGUCGGUUAGUUUUGGUGUAACUUACUGGUUACGCGUUUAAGCUUCUUCAUCAG
This is a messenger RNA of Eruca vesicaria subsp. sativa (arugula), 1373 nucleotides long. The record is from the annotation of a GenBank genome assembly. NCBI's taxonomy places the organism in Eukaryota, Viridiplantae, Streptophyta, Magnoliopsida, Brassicales, Brassicaceae.